Passer montanus (Eurasian tree sparrow) is the source of this 4966-nucleotide messenger RNA. It is a transcript of the gene ZBTB5, whose product is annotated as zinc finger and BTB domain containing 5. Gene Ontology annotation, molecular function: DNA-binding transcription factor activity, RNA polymerase II-specific; protein binding; RNA polymerase II cis-regulatory region sequence-specific DNA binding. Gene Ontology annotation, biological process: regulation of transcription by RNA polymerase II. The record is from RefSeq and is a predicted model, not a curated record. The coding region runs from base 763 to 2787 and encodes 674 amino acids. Gene Ontology annotation, cellular component: nucleus. The transcript has 2 exons. NCBI's taxonomy places the organism in Eukaryota, Metazoa, Chordata, Aves, Passeriformes, Passeridae.
GGGCCGGCGCGGCGGGAGCGGGGCCGGGGCCGAGCCCAGCGGCAGGCCUAGGCCUAGGCCCGAUCCCAGCCGAGCCCGGCCCGAGCCGCCCGAGCCCCGCGGGCCCUGCCCGCACGGACACCCAGGUGAGCGGGGCGCGGCGCGGCGCGGGGCUCCCCGGUGUGCCCUUCAUGUCCCGUGUGCGCUCAGAACGGCGUCCCCCGGUGCGGGCCGUGCCCCGCCGGGCCGCCUCUCUGGGAGGGGCGCGCGUCUUGGCUGUUCCCGGUGACGCGGAGAGGAGAAAACGGGGGAAAUGAGGCAGUGUUUGGGAAGAGCGCCUUUCAGCGGAGACCCGGCGGCAGUCAACGUCCCGCGCCUCUCAGAGGCUGUGCAGGGCUGAAUUUCCCCGUGCUGAGUGCUCUGGGCAGUAACUGUGGGUGAUCUGCCUGCUCUGACAACGUCCGAGGACGCACGGGGGAUUCCCGGGAUGUCCCGGCAGAGACAGGGGUGGCAGGAGGGAAGAACAGCAGGCGCGCCCCUGUUUGAGGCUGGGCUUCGGAAUCGGCAGAGUUCCAGUCGAUCCCUCCUCAAAAGCGCAGUUCUGGCCGUGUGAGGUGUUUUUGGCUGGUGUAUGGUCUCGUGCCCGUCGAUGCUGCUGGAAGAUAAACGUGAGCCCAGGGAGCUGUGUGCGAGUGCCCGUGCGCAGCCUGCCUGCCCUGCAGGUCUCACACUCGGCUGUUUCCUGAGGAGCAGUCAGGAUGUUGCCGAGGGUCGCCCAGGACCAUGGAUUUCCCGGGGCACUUUGAGCAGGUCUUCCAGCAGCUGAACUACCAGCGUCUGCACGGGCAGCUGUGCGACUGCGUCAUCGUGGUGGGCAGCCGGCACUUCAAGGCGCACCGCUCGGUGCUGGCCGCCUGCAGCACGCACUUCCGCGCGCUCUUCACCGUGGCCGAGGGCGACCAGAGCAUGAACAUGAUCCAGCUGGACAGCGAGGUGGUGACGGCCGAGGCCUUCGCCGCGCUCAUCGACAUGAUGUACACCUCCACGCUGAUGCUGGGCGAGAGCAACGUGAUGGACGUGCUGCUGGCCGCCUCCCACCUGCACCUCAACUCGGUGGUGAAGGCCUGCAAGCACUACCUGACCACGCGGACGCUGCCGCUGUCGCCGCCCAGCGAGCGCGCGCAGGAGCAGAGCGCGCGGCUGCAGCGCUCCUUCAUGCUGCAGCAGCUGGGGCUCAGCAUCGUCAGCUCGGCGCUGGGCUCCUCGCAGGGCGCCGAGGAGCCGCCGGGCGCCGUGGGCGCGGCGCUGCGCGGCGGGCUGGAGCAGCGCGCCGCCUUCCCCAUGCGCCGCCUGCACAAGCGCAAGCAGUCCUCCGAGGAGCGCGCCCGCCAGCGCAUCCGCCCCGCCAUGGACGAGCCCGUGGCCGACGUGGCCGCCGAGAGCGGGCAGCCCGUGGUGCACUCGCGGGAGGAUUUCUUCUCCCCCGACUCGCUGAAGAUCGUGGACAACCCCAAGGCCGACGCGGUUGCCGACAACCAGGAGGACAACACGAUCAUGUUCGACCAGUCUUUCGGUGCUCAGGAGGACGCUCAGGUGCCCAGCCAGUCAGACAACGGCGGGGGGAACAUCUCCCAGAUGUCCAUGGCCUCCCAGGCCACGCAGGUGGAAACCAGCUUCGACCAGGAGGCUGCUGCUGAGAAGAGCAACUUCCCGUGUGAAAACCCGGAGGUCAGCCUCAAUGAGAAGGAGCACAUGAGGGUGGUGGUGAAGUCCGAGCCCCUGAGCUCCCCGGAGCCUCAGGACGAGGUGAGCGACGUCACCUCCCAGGCGGAGGGCAGCGAGUCGGUGGAGGUGGAAGGAGGCGUGGUGAGUGCAGAGAAGAUAGAGCUGAGUCCCGAGAGCAGUGACCGCAGCUUCUCUGACCCUCAGUCCAGCACCGACAGGGUGGGAGACAUCCACAUCAUGGACGUGGCCAACAACCUGGAACACAAGUCUUCUUUCAGCAUUUCCAAUUUCUUGAAUAAAAGCAGGGCGGGCGGCUUUGGCACCAGCCAGAACAACGACGACAACAUUCCCAACACCACCAGCGACUGCAGGAUGGACAGCGACGCCCCUUACCUGAUGAGCCCGGAGUCGGGGUCCGCCGGCGGCCACUCCUCUGCCGCUGUCUCGCACGUGGAGAACCCCUUCAGUGAGCCCACGGACUCCCACUUCGUGAGGCCCAUGCAGGACGUGAUGGGCCUGCCCUGCGUGCAGAGCUCCGGCUACCGAGCGGCGGAGCAGUUCGGCAUGGAUUUCCCGCGCUCAGGCCUGGGCUUGCACUCGCUGUCUCGGGCCAUGAUGGGCUCCGUCCGAGGCGGGGCCGGUGGCUUUCCCGGCUACCGCCGCAUCGCCCCCAAAAUGCCCGUGGUGACGUCCGUGCGGGGCUCGCAGCUGCAGGAGAGCUCCUCGGGGUCGCAGCUGAUGAUGAACGGGAGCGCGUCCUUCGAGGGCGGGCACCUGUCGCAGCCGGGCCCGCCGCAGCUGACGCGCGCCUCGGCCGACGUGCUGUCCAAGUGCAAGAAGGCCCUGUCGGAGCACAACGUGCUGGUGGUGGAGGGCGCGCGCAAGUACGCCUGCAAGAUCUGCUGCAAGACCUUCCUGACGCUGACGGACUGCAAGAAGCACAUCCGCGUGCACACGGGGGAGAAGCCCUACGCCUGCCUCAAGUGCGGCAAGCGCUUCAGCCAGUCCAGCCACCUCUACAAACACUCUAAGACCACCUGCCUCAGGUGGCAGAGCAGCAACCUGCCCAGCAGCUUGCUGUGAGCCGCCGGCCCGGCGCGGAGGAGACGGGCGGGCGCACACCGGCGUGCCACGGUGCCAAACACAGUCUUGGCUCUGCCAUUGGGGAUAUCCGGUACCUACCUCGCGGGUGUCGCCGCCGGAGCCGCGCGGCGGGAUGGGGAUGAGACCCCGGGAUGGGGGUGAGACCCCACGGAUGGGGGUGAGACCCCACUGGGGGGCGGGGAUGUGACCCCACGGCCAAGAGCCCCUUUGCAGGGCAGAGGGGUGACAGCACGGGGGUCUCCUGACACAGCACGGUUUGAGAGCAGCGAACUGACGUGCGCGUUUCUUUCUUUUUUUUUUUUUUUUCCCUUCUCUCUAAAGCAUUUUGUAACAGUGAAAGCAUUUAAAUGAUUACUGUAACAUGAGUUGCUGCAUUACGUGAGGAUGGUGGUGCAGAGCCCUUACCUUUAAAAGAGAAAAACGGCUUUAGGCUGCACCCGUCUGACAUAAUGCUUUAAAAUAUGCUAAUUAUGACAAUAGUUCUAGGAUUAUGAAUGUAUGUUUGGCUGUUUUGUAGUAAAGGACACUGUGUAAUCAAGGUGCUUAAAUUAAAUCCCAGACAAGUAACUUUUGGACUGCCAGGUGUACAUAUAACUUUAAUACAGCAAGAUCUGGAUAUUUGGCUGUUUUUUUUUCCGUAGAAACGAGUAUUAAGUGGUAAGUGAAGUACUGUCUCUUGUUUGUGCUAUUCCUAGCAGUAUUUUAACCAGUUUGUAUCGCCUAUGUUACAAUUCUAUAUACGCAGAAGUUUGAGCAGAGCUUGUCUUUGUCUGUCGUUUUGAAGGAGAGGGAAUCUGUGCUGGCUGUUUUUGCCACGGGAGGCAAGCAGCAUCUCGCUGUUCCCAGAUGCCCACAGUCCAUCUGGUCCCCGGUAUGGGCGUGAGCACGUUGUCUUUUCCUCUUAUCUCCAGGCUUUAAUUUCCUGCCCUGCACUCUGGGCGACUUCCCUUGGCAGCUGUGGGUCUGUCGGUGGAGCACGCGGCUCCUAGGUCAGGAGCAAUCCUCCUUUGCCACAUGGCACAGGAUCACAGGCUGUGCUCGGGUGCAGGGGAGCCCUCGGGAUCACUGUGUCCAGCUCCUGGCCUCGCAGGGGAUACCCCCACCAUCCCAUCUUGUGCCUGACACUUCUUCACCUCGGGCAGCCUUGGGGUUGUGACCCUGUCCCUGGGGAUCUUGUUCAGUGCCAGAGCCCCCUCUGGGUGAACAGCCUUUCUGAUAGCCAACCCAAACCUCCCCUGGCUCCCCUUCAGCUGUUUUCUCACGUCCUGUCACUGCUCACGAGAGUGAGGAGGUCUGUACCUGCCCCUCUGCUGCUCCUCGGGAGGAUGACGAGGAGGAUGAAGGCCCUGGUGAGGUCUGACCUCAGUGUCCUCUCCUCCAGGCUGAGCAAACCAAGUGCUCCUUGUAAAGCUCCCUCUCCAGACCCCUCACCAGCCCCAUGGCCUCCUUUGCACAGGCUCUAACAGCUUAAUGUCUGCAUGAUGGUGCUCAAACUGCCCUGGCACUUGAGGUGAGGCUGCCCCAGAGCAGAGCAGAGCAGGACAAUCCCCCCUCACCCUGCUGCUGACACCCCCAGCACCUGGCUGGCCCUCCUGGCUGCAGGGCACGGCUGCCUCACAUUUGUAAAAUGUCCUUGUCAAAUCCACCUAAACUAGUGUCAUUAAAGUACUUUCCCCCUUACAUUUUAAAAACAGCUAAUGUAAAAUUAAUUUUAAAGAAAUGGCACCGUACACACACAGCAGGAAGUUGUGUUUCUCCACAUAAGUAAUGUAAAAUUACUUUUUAACUUCCUCUUCUUUGGUGCCACUGUCACUUAACACUGCCUGCAGUCUCCUUUCUUCCUUGUCAAAGGUGCACACGGACUGGGCUCAGCAUUCCUAAGUUUUAAAACAAACUUCCAGAGCAUUUCUGCUGAUGGAGACCCAGGGGCUGGCUCCAGGCUGCAGCGUGUCCUUCUGCUCAGGUGAGACAGAGGACUCCCUGCACCUGCCCUGUCAGCCUGUCGUUUGCACCCUGACCAUCUGAGGACUGCAAACACAGGAGAUGGUUGGAUUAAUUCCUUCAAAAUGUUAAUAUCUUGUUAUAGGCUUUACUUAAUGAUCAUAUCUCUGGCUCUUGAUUUUUUUUUAAAGCAUUAAAAUAACACUUUUUUAAAGCA